Molecule: messenger RNA, 198 nt
Organism: Ostertagia ostertagi
Lineage: Eukaryota; Metazoa; Nematoda; Chromadorea; Rhabditida; Trichostrongylidae
Source: the annotation of a GenBank genome assembly
AUGCACGCCAACAAACAACCUACUCUAAGCGACAUGACGGAAUUUGAGUUGACGUUUGCGUACAAAAUCGAGGAAAUGCUCAGUCGUAUUGCACACCCGGAGUAUCGCCAACUUCUCGUUGAGUUGCUAUCAAUAAUCGCCACAAUCUUAGAAAGGAAUCCUGAAGUGAUGUUCGGAUCGGGAGCCGUUGACUGCGAU